AUGGCAUUACAAAAAUUAAAAAUUUUUUCUUUAUUCAAAUUAGAGAUUUUGCGCGGAAAUGGUGCUCACCGCUCACAAAGCAUCCAAAGACGAAAUGACUCACUGUCCUUGAAAGCCAAAGCUGUGUCGGUGGCAAUGUCUACACCAAGUACUUUGGUAAACUAUGGUGAACUCGGUGCAAUGAGAUUGCUACAUGUUAAAGAAGGCGACCACACAUAUGGGAGACCACACGCUACUUGCGUUCAAUGGAACGCAAAAACUGCCCAAUACGUUCAUUCCGUUACUGGAGAACAAAUAAAGCUCAAUAGUAAAGUAUAUACUGUAAGUUGGACAUCUUGUUUGACUGUGUAUUGGAAAUUGACUGACGAAGGAGAGAUUGAUAUGUCCGAGGAAGUUUGA
Molecule: messenger RNA, 399 nt
Organism: Ambispora leptoticha
Lineage: Eukaryota; Fungi; Glomeromycota; Glomeromycetes; Archaeosporales; Ambisporaceae
Source: the annotation of a GenBank genome assembly